UUUGAAGGCAUGCAUAAAAAUGAAGCAGUAAGCCAACAACUUCAUAUAUUGCGAAAAGAAGUGAAGCAGUUACAAGCAGAGGCUGCUAAACCACCCUCACUUAAUAUUGUGGAAGCUGCUGUGCAUGCAGAAAACUUGAUUACGGCCUUAGUGAAUGCCUACAAGUUGCAGCCUACACCUGGGAUUCAGAAAGUUGGCAUUAGCCUCUUCUUUACUGUUGUGGGUUAUGUCAGUGAUGAGACACAGCGCCAUCCUCCCACAAGGCAGUUCUUUACUUCAUGCAUUGAGAUCUUGGGUCAGGUGUUUAUCAGUGGCACUAAAUCAGAAUGCAAAAAAGUACUUCAGACCAUUCUGAAGAAUGGAAGGCUCUGCUCUCUCUUGUCUCCUUUCUUUACCCCCAAUGCUGCGCCUGCAGAGUUCAUACAGCUAUAUGAGAAAGUGGUGAAGUUUCUAAGUGAGGACAACAGUGAUAUGAUUUUCAUGCUGCUAACCAAGUUCGAUCUUAAGCAAUGGUUAAACGCCAUUAAACCUCCUCUGUCUGAUCGUACCAGGCUUCUGGAGUCCAUUCAUUUGGCACUUACUGCCUGGGGCCUUGAACCAGAUGAAGAUAUUUUGAUGCCAUUUAAUCUUUUCUGUAAGCACUGGACUUAUCUUCUUCUCUACCAGUUCCCUGACCAGUACAGUGACAUUCUCAGGCUGCUGAUGCAGAGCUCUGCUGAGCAGCUGCUGAGCCCGGAGUGCUGGAAAGCCACUCUGAGAGCCCUGGGCUGCUGUGCCCUGAGCUGCCAGCAGAGGGCAGCAUCCGCUGAGAGCUCGUUGCUUCCAAGCUCUUCACAUGUUCUCUUGUCAGACAAGCAGGUAAUUGAAACUAUACAAUGGCUUUCAGACUUUUUUUAUAAGCUUCGGUUUUCCAAGUUGGACUUUAAAAGCUUUGGCUUAUUCUCAAAAUGGAGUCCUUACAUGGCUGAUGUGAAGACACUCUUGGGCUAUCUUGUGAAAAGGCUAAUUGACUUAGAAAUGGCCUGCUUGGCCCAAGACCCAUCUGCCAACAGCAAAGCAGUGCUGAGAUCCCUACAUUCAGUAAUCAUCCAGCUCUUUAAGCCAUGGAUCCUGGUUUUAGAGGACAAUGAAAGCAGCCAACAGCGACUUUACCCCUGGCUGGAAAGUGAUGCUGUGGUGGCCUCGAGCAUUGUGGAGUUGUUCACUGACUGUAUUGACUCACUGCACAAGAGUUUUAAAGAUAAGCUGUUGCCAGGUGAUGGAGGAGCCCUUCGGUUACACCUGAUGCAUUAUUGUGAAGCAUGUACAGCACCUAAAAUGCCAGAGUUCAUUCUGUACGCUUUUCACAGUGCAUACCAGAAACUCCAGUGGAAGGACCUCCACCCCGACCAGAUGCUCAUGGAGGCCUUCUUCAAAGUGGAACGAGGAAGUCCCAAGAGCUGUUUCUUAUUUUUGGGGUCUGUACUCUGUGAAGUCAAUUGGGUUAGUGUGCUGUCUGAUGCCUGGAAUCCCAGUCCCCACCCAGAAACCCAGAGUAUGAUUGUCUGCCUCCUUUUCAUGAUGAUUUUAUUGGCAAAGGAGGUCCAACUAGUAGAUCAAACAGAUUCACCUUUACUUAGUCUCCUUGGGCAGACAAGCUCACUUUCAUGGCAUCUUGUGGAUAUUGUGUCAUACCAGAGUGUGCUAGGUUAUUUCAGCAGUCAUUACCCACCGUCCAUCAUCCUGGCAAAGGAAUCUUCUGCUGAAUUAAUUGUGAAGCUCCUAAAAGUGUCUGCGGGCCUUUGCAUUUCUACUGACAGCCAGAAACAUCUCGAUGCAGUUCCAAAAUGCCGAGCUUUCACUCAUCAGAUGGUUCAGUUCCUCAGCACCCUGGAACAAAACGGAAAAAUCACCUUAGCAGUCCUGGAACAGGAGAUGUCUAAGCUCUUAGAUGAUAUCAUUGUCUUUAACCCACCUGACACGGACAGCCAGAUGCGCCACAUGGCCCUCAGCAGCCUCUUUAUGGAAGUCCUAAUGAUGAUGAACAAUGCGACUGUUCCAACGGCAGAAUUCCUUCGGGGCAGUAUCCGGACAUGGAUUGGCCAAAAAGUGCAUGGGCUGGUGGUGCUGCCCCUUUUAACAGCAGCCUGCCAGAGCCUGGCUUCUGUCCGCCACAUGGCUGAGACCGCAGAAGCCUGCAUCACUGCCUAUUUCAAAGAAAGCUCUCUCAAUCAAAAUUUAGGAUGGGGCCCCAUUCUGGUGUCCCUUCAAGUUCCUGAGCUCACCAUAGAAGAAUUUCUGCAGGAGUGCCUAGCCCUUGGCAGUUACUUGACUCUUUAUGUCUACCUGCUUCAGUGCUUAAAUAGUGAGCAAACGCUGAGGAACGAAAUGAAAGUGCUGCUCAUCUUAAGCAAGUGGUUGGAACAGGUGUAUCCAAGCUCCGUGCAGGAAGAAGCAAAGCUGUUUUUGUGGUGGCACCAAGUCCUGCAGCUGUCCCUGAUUCAGGUGGAGCAGAAUGACUCGAUCCUUACAGAAUCCAUCAUUCGAAUUCUGCUCAUGCUUCAGAGCAGGCAGAGCCUCGUGGCUGAGGAGAGGGUCAGCUCUGGGAUUCUGGGGGCAAUCGGGUUGGGCCGGAAGUCGCCCUUGUCUAACAGGUUCCGAGUGGUCGCCCGAGGCAUGGCCGCCUUCCUUUCAGUUCAGGUUCCUACAGAAGAUCAGAUCCGUUUGAAGCCUGGUUCUGAAUUACAUUUGACCCCAAAAACUCAGCAGGCUCUGAACACUCUUGAAUCCAUGACAUCAAAUAAGCAGUAUGUUGAAUACCAGGAUCAGAUAUUGCAAGCUGCCCAAUUUAUAAAACAUCCUGGCCAUUGCCUCCAAGAUGGGAAAAGCUUCCUGGCUCUUCUCAUUAACUCUCUCUACCCAGAAGUGCAUUAUUUGGACAACAUACGAUAGUCCCGCUGAGGCUCUUGGAACCCCGGUGCCGUUUAUGUUUACAUGUAACUUUGCUGUUGCAUGAGGAACUAUACUUGAUUUUGCUGCAGAGCUCAGUUCAGCCACGGAGUAGGCAAUUGACUGAGAUGCAAGUCAGGAGGCAUUUGAUAAUUCUGUGUGUGUGUGUGUGUGUGUGUGUGUUUCUUAGCUCUUAAAACUUCUGUGUGUGUGUGUGCGUGUGUGUUUCUUAGCUCUUAAAACUUCCUUUUUAGCUUUUAUGUUCUAUCCUCAAGAGAAACUUGCUAAGUUCCAGUUGGGUACAGAGCCACCCACAGUUGCUGAAUGUCCUGUCACAGGACCUCCAGAUGGGGUACUUUGUAUGUCUCAACUUUUGCCUCCCCUGUUUUAGUUAAAUGUCAAGACUCCUGUGCCAGGUCUGACUGUUUUAAGAGUCACGGAGAACCCUUGCUUUCACCCCUGUUUGUGUUCCUCCAAGUAAAAAUGUCAACUUGAAAAAUUUCGACAUUUGUCAAAUGCGGGGAAAUAAGAUCAGCUUAAAAGUAUUAUGUUAUUUUUCUCAGAAGGGAGAUUAAAAAUGCGGAAUGAAGUGAGUCAUGUGAUCCUGACUCUAGUGCACAGCAGAGAUUGUGACGAGUCCAUCUCCAUCCAGCAUGAGUCCUCAUAAAGGAGCUACCUGUCUGAAUCGGUGGCACGCUGGCAGUCUGUGAUGAGCAUGCUGUGCACAGAUGUAUUUUGUUUGGUUCACGUUGCGGGGAGUGCAGUCAGGGCUGACUCUGCAGUCACCAGAAUCCCUACAGACCCUCGGGUUCUACCCCCAGCCAUCCCUCACAUCACUUACUCUGCCCCUUCGACAUUUCGGUUUGCAACUCUUCAUAGACACCGAGUUUGGUCUCUGAAGGCCCCACCGUAGAGAGAGAUGACAGCCUAAAGAUUUGGUUCUCUAUUCUCUGCUUGUUUCUUCACUCCAUAUUUAAAAUUGAAUGAAGCUAGCGGACCUGCCGAAACACUUGUCCACGGAAACUGGGUCAGGUCAGGAGAAUUACAGAAAUUUGGCUUUUUCUCAGUGGCCACAUGCCUUCUGUUGUUGCUAACAGUUCAUUCAUUACCAAAGCCUGUCUGUGACAUUGCCUUGUUCUGUUUUCAUCUUCUUGCUCAUGUUAUUUCCCCCAGGAAUUAGCAAUUUGACUUCUGUCAUCAUAUUUAUAAUUCUGUUGGCUCAAAAUGGGUUUUGUCUACCUUACAUAAUGUGUCUUUGUCUGAAGGUUGUCUGUAGUCCAAGAGUAUUUACCUAAAAAUGUCUAAACAGCCACUAAGAGCCUUUAGUAGAGGGAAAGAGAUACCAUUACCAGAGUGAUAACUGCUUCUCAAACAUCCUUUUGGAGUGCUUCCAACAUUGGGAAGUUUGUAGGAGAGCUUUAUUUUGAACUUUUUUAGUUGGACAGAAGAGUUCUGCCUCACUGAACUGCUUUGGAGCUCUGAUAAAGAACAUCCGUGUUCAGUGUGAGUUUUGCAGGCCACAAAGUGUCCAUCUCAGAGGGACGUGUCUCAGAAUGCCUUGUAUUUGCUUCUCUCCACUUUCAAAAUCAGUCAUCUUCUCAUCUUGUGUAUAAGAAAAUUUUAGAAGCUGUGGACAGUUUAAUUGACUGAUUUGGCAGCACUGACUUUAUGACAGGAAAUAUUUUGUGUGCUGUUUUCUUUGAGGAGGAUGUAAUUAUCGAUAUCCUAGAAUGUGAAAUUUUUGAGUGACAGUAUGUACAUUUUAAAGAAAAUUAUGAUUUGUUAAUUUUAGAAGUUUAUAAUAUUUAUAAUUUAUUUAGUCUGUAAAAAUUAUGAAAAAUAAAAUCAAUCUUUGGUUAUCAUUGAUAAGAAUCUGAAUUACAGGGCUAUCCCGCAGUCUUGUAUUCAGUUAAAAUUGAUGUAGACAUUUAUGCCUGAUGUCAUCUCAUUUAUUUGACACUGUAACCUGAUUACCAGAGACGGUCAGGAAAAGUGCUUCCUCUUUAACUCCUUCAGGCUUAACAUUAAAGGUUUACUCAUCUCCUAGGUUCCUGCAAGAAGCUAAAGCUUUAAAGAUACUGAGAUAGUUGAGAUCAUGACAACACUGCUGUGGCCCCCUGGGAGAGAAGGGUAGCAGAUGGACAAACCUGCCCUUGACUUGUAGGAGUAACAAGCCUUUGCUUGAAAAAACUGUUGGCCUCCAGAAAGCGCGGGGCUGCAGUUUCAGAGAAAGGGAUGGGUGCUGCAUGUCGAUAUUGGGAUCCAGCAAGGCCAAGGCCUGCCUUGUGGGCCGAGCAGUGUGGAAGGUGAACUGCUGCACACUCUGGCCCAUCCUGCACAGUGGUAUCUGGCUCUGAUAAGGCUGUCCAGCAGCUUCCUGGGAGCAGGAGGAGGCAGCGUUCUGGUCUCAAUGGAAAGUGCCUUUUUGCUUCUCCAUUCAUCACUUCCCACCCUACAAUGCACAGAUGGGUCACAGAAGCAGACUUGGUUCCCCAUCUCCCCGCUCCACCGCCUAACUAGAACAAGUGAAGGUCAGAAAGCUGGAAGGCACAGGAUGUUAAAUGGUAGAGGUCCUGCUGGAUAUGUCUGCACAGUGUAGCAGUAGCCGGUGGAGCCAGGACUCGCCCGUACCUGGUCUCCAAGCUGCUACACACUCCUGACCUCAGCUCCAAAGCAUGACUCGCUUCUUAGUUUCAUGAGCAUUUGGUUGGCUUGGCCACCUCUACCUUCCUGGGGUUGUGCCUGGUCUCUCAGUUCUUUGAGGUUGGGGGAAGGCUAGUCCAGAAAACGGAAACCCACAGACCAGCCUAACUACCUUCAUUCAAGUGACAGCCCAAAUCAGUGUGUCCAUGUUGUACAAGUCAAUAGUGUUUACGCUCUUCUUCCUUUUGAAUAAUACAGUCUUUCAUUGGGUUUCUAUUCCUAAAAUCAUUCUGGAACAGGCAGCAAAUGUCCUAGAAUCAUGGACUUUUAAAGCCAGAAGGGGCAUUAAAAGUCAUCUAGUCCACCUUUCCCUCGGCAGGGAUCCUCCAGCCUCUCCUCUGCCCCGUCCAGUGACUGGUAGUUCAGCCCCUGCUGGCAAUUCCAGGCUGCCACUGGCGGGCUCUAUCUGUAGUUAUGCUCACACCGAGCUGAGCUCCUCCUGGCAGCUCUGCCUAUUGGUUGUGGUUCUGCCUGCAGCAGUCCAGGCUGGGCUGCUCUCCUACCCCCUCAUGACACAUCUUCAGAUAUUCUUAGCUCUCGUCACUUCCUGCCCCCACCGGCUUCCCCACCACUUAGUCCUCUUCAGGCUAAAUGCCCCAAUGUCUGCAGUUAGUCCUCUUCCACCACAUGUCCAACAGGGCUGCACUUUUAAUCCAUGUUAUCCUAAAAGGGAUGUGCCCAGGCUGAGCAGGCCAGGACUAUGGCGAGAUGAGUGAGAUGCCUAGGGCACACAUUCAAGCAGGCAUAUGCUUGCAGGUGCCAAGAGAGGGUGCUUGUCACAUCCUGUGCCCUUGGUGCCUCACUUGCCUUAUGCUGUCCCUGGCUUGGGAUGACAGUCACACCAGUGUGGACACUUGGGUGGCACUGGCUUUCAGUAGCUGUGACUUGUGGUUGGCAUAUUAAACUAGUGGCGAUUUCAAAUUCCAGACCUCAAUUUAAUAUGUUGCUGCUGAAGACUAGUCUCAUGCCGUAUCUGCAGGAUGGGCCUAACAAUAAGGCACUUUGCACUCGAUCCUUUACUACUGUCUGCUCUUCAUUUUGGGCCAACUUACAUCUUAUUUUGAGGUAGUAGCUGAUUGUUUUUCUGGUCAGUUAACUUUGUCUUAUUAAGCAAAAUGGAGAAUACGAUGUUGGGAAAUAAGCACGUGUCGCUUUUUAAAAAAGUGUUCCCUUCUGUGCUCUUCCAUUUGCAUGCUGGGGACAGUUACCGCCUUACAGCCAGGCACUAGUGCUGACUUUGUUCUAGUCCGUGAGCAUACUCUGGGUUCUAGGCUGCCUCAGGCCUCAUGUGUCCUGCAGCAGCUGUGUUUGAAAUUUCUUUCACUCUGGAUGGGUUCCUGCUUCCUGAUGACAAUAACUUGAAAAUUAAACUACUAAUCCUAUUUUGAGAUAAUGAAAUCACGAAGAAGUGUUAUUUUUAUUGUACUUAUUGUACUUAUUUUUUAAUGUACAGAUAUCUUUCAUUGAGCAUUGAGAGUUAGAAUUUAUUCUUUCAAAUGGUUUAAAAUGACUUAUGUGGAGACAAACACUUUUUAAGUGUGUUCAAUUCUUCCUUCCUACAUGUCUAGUGUGCACUUUAAAAACCACAACUUUAUUUUGGUCAUUAAAUGUGCAAUAUUCAGCAUUUUAUGUACUUGUGUAAAGUAUGAGUUUUUAUAUAAUGGUGAGAAAUAGGAAAAAAUGAGAAUGGGUUAAGUAAAAUUCUGCAAAUAAACUAGGUUCAAAUUUAAUUUA
Molecule: messenger RNA, 7365 nt
Organism: Galeopterus variegatus (Sunda flying lemur)
Lineage: Eukaryota; Metazoa; Chordata; Mammalia; Dermoptera; Cynocephalidae
Product: ectopic P granules protein 5 homolog
Exons: 17
Biological process (GO): autophagosome maturation
Cellular component (GO): cytoplasm
Source: RefSeq, a predicted model, not a curated record